This is a messenger RNA of Arabidopsis thaliana (thale cress), 1833 nucleotides long. Its product is annotated as transmembrane protein, putative (DUF3537). The record is from RefSeq and is marked reviewed. Lineage: Eukaryota; Viridiplantae; Streptophyta; Magnoliopsida; Brassicales; Brassicaceae. Bases 6 to 1514 code for a protein of 502 amino acids. The transcript has 4 exons.
CGUUAAUGGAAAAGAAUAUAUUUUAUUAUUAUUAUAAAUGCUGUUUGGUACAGGUGGCUUACAAAAAUCCAAAGUGCCGUAACUUAUUAGCUUCUCUUUCAUUUCAAGUCAAAAAGUCCAAACCUCUGCAGAUUUUAUUCCUAAACCCGACCAUGGAAGAAUCAUCAAACCAACAAAUCCUCAACUCCGAGACCCGACCCGACCCGAUUCAAAAACCACCGGAAUCACCAGCCACCAAACUCUCAUUCCCGAGACUCUUCCUCUGGUUUGAUCAAUCAAAUCGCAUCAAAACUCUGCUCUCAUGGUCCAUCUUCUUCCUCCUCGCCGUCAUCGUCCCAAUGAUCUCACACUUCGUGCUAAUCUGCGCCGAUUGCGAUUUCAAACACCGUCGUCCUUACGACGGUUUAGUGCAGCUUUCGUUAUCGAUCUUCGCCGGAAUCUCGUUCGUUAGUCUCUCAGAUUGGUCCAAGAAAUAUGGAAUCCGAAGGUUUCUCUUCUUCGAUAAGCUUAAAGAUGUUAGCGAUAAAGUUAGGAUCGGAUACGAAGCUAAAAUCCAGAGAUCAAUGAAGCUACUAGCUAUCUUUGUCCUUCCAUCGACAACGCUUCAAGCUAUCUAUCGCAUUUGGUGGUAUGCUUCAGGCUUUAACCAAAUCCCUUACAUUAUAAACCCAACGCUGAGCCAUGUCUUAGCCUGCACACUCCAGCUCUCUUCUUGGCUCUACCGUACAUCACUCUUCAUCAUUGCUUGUAUCCUCUACCAAAACAUCUGCCACCUCCAGGUCCUCCGUCUUGAUGAAUUCGCACGCUGCUUCGCCUCUGAGAUCAAAGAUUUCAGUUCCAUACUCGCCGAGCAUCUCAAAAUCCGUCGUGAACUGAAGAUUGUCAGUCACCGGUUCAGACGAUUCAUUCUUUUGUCAUUGUUUUUCGUCACUGCCACUCAGUUCAUGGCAUUGCUGACUACCAUCAGAGCUAGUGUUCCCUUUAAUAUCUACGAAGUUGGCGAGCUCGCGUUAUGCUCCACAAGCUUGGUGUCAGGACUAUUCAUAUGCUUGAAAAGUGCAACACAAAUGACUCACAAAGCUCAAUCAGUAACGAGCAUCGCCACAAAGUGGAACGUGUGCGCGUCUUUAGAUACAUUUGAUGUUCUUUAUGACGGAGAGACUCCUAAAUGUCCAACAACUACACAACAUUCCCAGAUUUUAUCGCGUCGUCGUAAUGUUGUUCAAUCGUCUGAUGAUGAUGAAGAAGGAGAAGGAGAUGACAAUGAUCUUGAGAUACAUCCAAUCUUUGCCCGCGCCAUUUCUUCUCAGAAACGUCAAGCUCUAGUGACCUAUCUAGAGAACAACAGAGCAGGGAUCACUGUUUACGGAUUCUUGGUGGAUAAAACAUGGUUGCGUAUGAUCUUCAGCAUCGAACUUGCUCUUCUUCUAUGGCUGCUCAAAAAGACAAUCAGUAAUUUUAUAUGUUUCUACUCUGAAUCCAUAUUUUCAUUUUUCAUCACUUUCCUCUUGUAACCGAUAACAUUCUUCAUGUUUUUGGUUUUUGGCAGUGAACAUAACAUGAAGACAGAAUCAGUGUCACACAACACACACGAAGAGAUUGGUACUAAGAUGUUUUUAUUUCAACAAUGGCGAUAUAACAGAUUCUUUUUGUAGAUCUUCUAUAUAUACAAAUAUAAAACGUGUGUAUGUAAAUCAAUGUUUGAUCCUUUUUGAGUUAUAUAUAUGUAUCCAGAUCAUAUUUAUUGAUUGUGUGUAAAUACUGAUUUUUGAAACCUAUGUUUGGUCUCAUUGAUGAAUCCGGGCGUGAAAUGUAUGAUUAUGGUUUUGUGAU